AAAAGAGCUAAUCUUCUAGCUAAAAGUAUAGUAGACACCCACAUAUCACACAUAUUUGUGCACUUCAUUUUCAAUCCACAGCACCUGCUAGCUUACCCUCGGCUCCCAAUCAGAUCGAUGGCUGGGAUUAACAUGCUACCAUUGGCCACGUCAUGUAUUCUCCUUUUGGCAUUUCUUAUCUCCGAUGUAUCCGAGGGAAGGGCGACUCCUUCGUUGACCAAAUUAUCAGCUGACGACCGGCGGCUGUCAUCAUCAUCCUCAAACUAUGCCGUCUUCAACAGUAACCCGAGUCCCGGCGCCGGUCAUCAUGAUACUCCCGCAGGUAGCACACCCCCAGCAGCUGCCUCCGCCGAUGGCCUGCCGUCGUCGUCCUCUAUGUAUACCAUCUUCAACAGUAACCCAAGUCCCGGCGCCGGUCAUCACGACACUCCCGGAGGUAGCACACUCCCAGCAGCAGCCUCCGCCGAUGACCUGCCGUCGUCGUCCUCUAUGUAUACGGUCUUCAACAGUAACCCAAGUCCCGGCGCCGGUCAUCACGACACUCCCGGAGAUAGCACACCCCCAGCUGCCUCAGUUCCCGCCAUUAAUUAAAAUGAUGAAAAGCCUUAAUGCCUUAUACACAUAUAUUGACCCAUCUUCAACCUUGAAUCAUUCGAUUUACAACCACAUACACAUAUAUUUCGAAGUUACAUUUUAUGUAUUUAAACAAUGAUCAAAAGUAUUGAUAUCAAAGAAUAAGAAUUAAUGAAAUACUACGUAUUUCUACCUAUGUUUGGUGCUUCUACCACGUGUGAAUUAUACGGUUCAUACUUCAUGCCAAGGUUUUAAAUAGUCGUAGCGGUAGCGGUAGCGGUAGCGGUAGCAGUCAUCGCGGGUAGCGGCCCGUAGCCGACUGUAGCGGUUGUAGUGGCGUGAAAUAUUUUCAAUUGUGCAAAACAUAAAUGUAUUUUUUC
Cuscuta epithymum is the source of this 953-nucleotide messenger RNA. The record is from the annotation of a GenBank genome assembly. NCBI's taxonomy places the organism in Eukaryota, Viridiplantae, Streptophyta, Magnoliopsida, Solanales, Convolvulaceae.